AGGGUGCUACUCAGCAAACACACUUUGCUGAGGGAGUCACUGCAAUUUCUGACUCCAUGUCUGAAUCAGCAAAGUCCAAAUCAACUCUUCAAAUUUCAGAUACUGCUCCAAGUGCAGUGGACACUGAAAGCAGAGAUGAUGCAACUGGUGACUUUGAAGAGUUCGAUAUCCCCAGCAGUGAUGAGGAUGUUGAUGAAGACAGAAACAAACAGGAUGAAGAUAACAAAGAACAAGAUACUAUUCAGCUUUUGAGUGGAUUGAAAGUUACAAUCCAAUUCAUUGGUCCUGGGUCAUCUCCACGGAACAAUGUAAUUUCCCCCUAUAGCCAUGCUGCUUGGCCAUCCACUCGGGUUGAAGUGGAUGGAUGGAGUGUCUUGAUGCAGGAUAUUCUUUCCACUGCCCAGGAGUAUCUAGGCACUGAUUGGAUUACAACCCCUUCUGCCACAAUUGGAAAGGCUUCCCUUGGGGAACUCAGUAACCUCUGGAAGGUGUGGCAAACUAUGGAGAAGCACGCCCAAUUCAAUGCUUUGAAGGACUCUCACUGUACAACAGCUCACAGCAUUUAUGAGACGCUAGCAAUUGUGAAGGAUACCUACAUGGAGUUCCAGAACAACCCUCAGGCACGUUGUCUUGAAUCAGUAUGGGACAAUGAACCAGUCAAGGACCUCAAGUAUGCAUAUGAUGAUCCAAACUCUGAGACAAAGGUUCAUAGCCUCCAAGAAAUCAUCACAUAUCUCAAGUAUCUCAAGGCAAAUGGGGUGGAGCCAAACCAGAAUAAGAAAUCCAAUGUGUACCUACCUUUCAAAUUGAGGAAUGUUUUCAUUGUCUUUGUACUCCUGUGUUUCCUGCCUAUGGUGUAUGCUUCAACUGCAAUGGGCCUUGCAGAGACAUUCACCUCAGCAACUCCAAGGAUCACGGGCUAUGCUAUGGCUGUUAUUCUUAUUUUCAUCCUGCGCAAUGGGGAAUAUCUCCAUCACCAUUAUCUCCAAUCCCAAGCAACCCUUAAUCCCAACUUUCCAUCUUCAUGGAUACGUCGUCUCAGUGCCCACCUAUUCUCCCAGGACUCACUUGCCCUUCCCCAACUGGACCAAAAGACCCAGAACUAUCUUAUCCUUGAAGCUGCAAAUGGACUUGGGCUUUCACAUGAAUUCCUUUCAGACCCACACCUCAUUCAUCCACAACCAACCCUGUUAGGACCCAGUUAUUUUGACUGCCAAACAAUGUGUGGAUAUAUGGAUGUUGGAGGAUAA
This is a messenger RNA of Cantharellus anzutake, 1250 nucleotides long. RefSeq lists its product as uncharacterized. The record is from RefSeq and is a predicted model, not a curated record. The coding region runs from base 57 to 1250 and encodes 397 amino acids. NCBI's taxonomy places the organism in Eukaryota, Fungi, Basidiomycota, Agaricomycetes, Cantharellales, Hydnaceae. The transcript is spliced from 7 exons.